AUGAGUGACGCUGCAGAAAUCCUAAAAUCAGUCGAGUUUGGUUUAAAUGUCGUCAUAUUUCUUCUCAACACUGAUCGUGGCCCACAAGCGACUGAGUUGUCUAAUGAAUGUGCAAUUCUACUUCAAAACCUUGACUGUGGUAGUCAGCUUGAUAUCUUCGAUGUAAUAUCCAAUGCAUACUACGGCAUCUCUGGUAACACAAGUGCGGAAAGAUAUACCAAGAAACUUCUUUACACGUUUCACCACGCUGGAAGACUAACCUUCCAACUGGGAGACAAAUAUGAAACACAGCGCCGGUUUGUUGAGGCAAAGCAACUCUUCAAUAGCGCACUCAUCAUCGUGCAAACAAUUGGUCACAAAACUGAAGAAACAAUGGCUCAUGAAAGACUUGGAACUGUAUGUAUGAGCCUCAGUGAAAUGCAGCAAGCAAAAAAACACUUCGAGAAAGCACUCACCAUGGCGAUAGAAAUUGGCGACAGACGAGGAGAAGAAGCAAAAAUUAUGGACAGACACGGAGAAGGAAUAAUUAACGAAAACCUCGGAAAAUUGCUUUAUUCCCUUUGCAAAUACCCGAAGGCUAAAGAAUGUGACGAGAAAGCUCUUGCGAUCGCGAUAGAAAUUGGAGACAGGCAAGCAGAAGGAACAAGAAACGCGGACCUCGGAAUUGUGUUUAGUUCCCUAGGCGAAUAUCAGAAGACUAAAGAAUAUCUCGAGAAAGCUCUUGCGAUCGCGAUAGAAAUUGGAGACAGGUAUGCAGAAGGAACAAGCAACAGGGGGCUCGGAUAUGUGUUUUAUUCUCUUGGCAAAUAUCAGAAGGCUAAAGAAUAUUACGAGAAGGCACUUGCUAUUAAGACAGAAAUCGGCGUGACAAAAGGAAGAGAAUAUUUGAGUCUUGGGGAUGUUUAUUUUAAGCUUCGAAAAAAUCGGCAAGCUAAAGAAUAUUUCGACAAGGCAAUCGGCAUCAGUAUAGCAAGUGGUGACAGAAUACUAGAAGCCAACGCAACAGUAAAUUUGGCAGAGAAUGUAGCGAUAGAGAUAUCGACGCAGGAAUUUGUUUAA
Messenger RNA from Pocillopora verrucosa, 1059 nucleotides. The record is from RefSeq and is a predicted model, not a curated record. NCBI's taxonomy places the organism in Eukaryota, Metazoa, Cnidaria, Anthozoa, Scleractinia, Pocilloporidae.